AUGUACUCAUUCAGCAUUCUAGGGAUCAUCUUGCCUGUAUCUGCAUCGUGGAACAGUGCGAACAUCAACCAUCAUGUCAUUUUUUUUGUCAUUAGUCUCUUGCAACUGUUUCUUGAAGAACAAACCCAGAGUAUUACCAAAAUGACACUGUCCGAUCUGUUCUUUGGGGGAAAAAAAACUUUGUAG
Molecule: messenger RNA, 186 nt
Organism: Laccaria bicolor S238N-H82
Lineage: Eukaryota; Fungi; Basidiomycota; Agaricomycetes; Agaricales; Hydnangiaceae
Exons: 1
Coding region: 1-186 (61 amino acids)
Source: RefSeq, a predicted model, not a curated record